GAAUGGCAACUCCUAAAGCGCUCCCCCAGGACAGUGCCUUCCGUACAACAUGGCAGCCCGCGGGACGCAGGACGCACGCACGCACGCACGGCUACCGGAAGUUCCCCUUUGAAACGGAGGCGGCGGACGCGACCGGCUGCGCGGCCGUUGCUUCGGAGCGUCUUUUGAAAGAGAUCGAGGCGGACUGCCUGUGGGAGCAGCGAGCUCCUGGAGCCCCGCCGUACCACCUCGUCACCAUGACCAGCGUGGUGAAGACAGUGUACGCGCUGCAGCCCCCCUCGGUGCUGAACGGCAGCUUGCCCGCAGACAGACAAUCUCGAGUUACGUCUAAAAGUCUACUGCCCGUGAAGACCAAACUGCUCCAUUCAGGCGGUUCGGAGGCCGAGAUGACAAAAAUCAUCAAACCACGACGAGAGAACGGGCAGACGAGAGCUGCAGACACUGCCACUAGGAAGAACGCCAUGAAGAGCUACAAACCAUUGAUUAAGCAGAAACCGGAAGAGGAGCUCAAGGACAAGAACCAGCUCUUAGAGUCAGUCAACAAGCAGCUGCACCUGAAAUUGACUGAAACUCAGGGAGAGCUGAAAGACCUGACUCAGAAGGUGGAGCUGCUGGAGAAGUUUCAGGACAAUUGUUUGGCCAUUUUGGAGAGCAAGGGCAUGCACCCAGGGAGUGAGGCCCUGGGGUCGCAGCAGGAAUCCAGUCCGGAUCACACAGACUCUGUGUUGCUGUUGGAAACAUUGCAAGACGAGCUGCAGCUUUUUAAUGAAACAGCCAAGAAGCAGAUGGAAGAGUUACAGGCCUUAAAGGUAAAGCUGAAGACAAAAGAAGAAGAACGGCUCCGAUUCCUCGAACAGCAAAGCAUAUGUAACAACAAAGUGAACGAUUUUACAACCGCCCUUCAAGAAAUGGAGCAGCUUUUAGAGAUGUGAUCAGAAUGAAGGGCCGAGGGCUCCCCCCGAGGAAGCCCCUCAGGACGUGUGCUUCGGGCCACGACCUAGGACUCGCCAUCCCCUGAAGGAAAAGAGCGUCUGCGUAGGAUUAAGGACAGGUUUAUGCUGGAAUGGCCAUUCCUCCUGUAAGCGGGGCUUCCCAACAGCUUGGUCAGAGCAGCUCAUAGGGGCUGGAGGCACGGCUGGGCUCCUGGCCCGGAACAGCCCCCCAUUCGCCUCGGGAGACUAAAGCAGCCCCAGCCAGAGGCCCCGAGUGAUCACACUCCCACUUUCAGGAGGAACCCAUUUGUACAGUGGAGCACGGGUGCUCCAUGACCGACACCACGGAGGAGUCCUGCUGUCCGCCCCCUUCUCCCAGAACCCUCUCCCCUCCUGGUCGGGCUUCUAUGCCUCGCUGUGAAUUACGAGCUUGAAGGAGCUUGAAAUGGUUUGACUAAUAAAUGGGGUGAAGGUACAGUAAUGACACCUGAAACAAUA
Echinops telfairi (small Madagascar hedgehog) is the source of this 1430-nucleotide messenger RNA. It is a transcript of the gene KNSTRN, whose product is annotated as kinetochore localized astrin (SPAG5) binding protein. Gene Ontology annotation, biological process: mitotic sister chromatid segregation; spindle organization; regulation of attachment of spindle microtubules to kinetochore. The transcript is spliced from 9 exons. Lineage: Eukaryota; Metazoa; Chordata; Mammalia; Afrosoricida; Tenrecidae. Bases 3 to 932 code for a protein of 309 amino acids. Gene Ontology annotation, cellular component: kinetochore; microtubule plus-end; centriolar satellite. The record is from RefSeq and is a predicted model, not a curated record.